Molecule: messenger RNA, 2187 nt
Organism: Entrophospora candida
Lineage: Eukaryota; Fungi; Glomeromycota; Glomeromycetes; Entrophosporales; Entrophosporaceae
Source: the annotation of a GenBank genome assembly
AUGGGUUUUAAAAGAUCUUCAUCCACCCCAACCAGACCUGCUACACCAAUGAUCGACGAACCAAUCUCUAAAUAUCAACAACCAUUAAUACCUGGACCCUUAACAUCGCCGAUCAUUUUACCAUUUAAAAUCGGUUCAACAAUUGUAAAUAGUAAGGAUGGCUUGGAGUAUCAAUUGAUUCGGCCACUUGGCAACGGUUCAUACGCUGUUGUUUAUAUGGUUCGCGAAAAAUCUACAAAUAAAUUUUACGCUUUAAAAUGUUUAUCUAAAGCUGAACUAAACGAUGAUCAUUUGGAAGUUCAACGCAAUGAGGUGCUUCUUCACGAAAAACUUUCACAUCCUAAUAUAGUGAAAUUGGAACAUUAUUUUGAAACAUCGGAAUGGCUCUUUCUAGUGCUCGAGUAUUGUGAAGGCCAAGAUUUAUAUUAUUGGUUGACUCAAAAUAACGAUGCCAUAGAUACAAGAACUGGUAAACGUUUAUCAGAACACGAAAGAAUAAAUCUCGUAGAGCAUGUCUUUAUGCAAAUCUUGGAAGCUGUAGGCUAUUGUCAUAGUAAAGGUAUUGCUCAUCGUGAUCUCAAACCUGAAAAUUUUAUUGUCAUGGUUAAUAAGGACAAUAAAAAAAAUAAGAAUAAAAGCGGUCAUAGUGAUAAUAACGGAUAUGGAUUUGAAAUACAAAUAAAAUUGACCGAUUUUGGUUUGGCUACUGAUGAAGUUGAAUCAAUUGAUUUUGAUUGUGGCUCUAAACCUUACAUGAGUUAUGAAUGUCGUAAUCCCAUAGAUGAAACAUAUAAUACACGACUCGCAGAUAUUUGGUCAUUAGGUAUAAUUUUUCUUAACUUGGUCUAUCAUCGUUCACCAUGGAGUGAUCCAAAUCCGGACCAAUGCAAAUCAUUUGCCACAUUUCGAACCGACAAGGUUGGAUUUUUGAUGCGAAAAUUUCCGAGAAUACCAAAAAAAGUUGCAUACUUUUUGGCAAAUUAUGUAUUCAAUAGUCCUGAAAAAGGUCGGAUUGAAAUUGAUCAAUGGAAACUUUGGUGUGAAGAUUUAAAUGAAAAAAUGAAUACGGCUAUUGACAGUACUAAAGACGAAUCCUAUAAACCAUCGAGUCUUAAUAGCAGUAGUCGCAGCAGCAACAAGGAGGACAAUAACAAAUAUAAUAUUGAUUAUGACGAUAAUUAUGAUGGUGACGAUGAUCAUGUCGCACGCCAUGAUUCUUGGUCAGAUAUUUUAGGGGCAUUUGAAAUUAAUAAUGAUAAUGAUUAUUCACCAACUGAACAGCAACCAAUUAUUAUCACUAAUGCUAACGCCAAACCACCGUCAUUGACUAUUGUUGUUAAUGAUAAUGAAAAUCUAGAUUAUGAUGAUUCAAUUGCUGCUAAUAACAGUGACGCUGAUUCUGGAUUUGGUACAGAUGAAGAUACCAAUAACUGUAAUGAUUAUCAUCAACGUGAUGACGCAUCACCGUCAUCACCAACAACUACAACAUUUAAUGAUCAUUGGUCUUCAUCUAAUCAACGUCGUGAACGUGUUGAAAAACGUCGUAAAGAAAAACAGGAACAACAACUUUCUGUAUGGGGUGCUAAUAGACGUCGCGGAUCUUUGACCAAUAAUAAUAAUUUUAGUAAUGAAUCAACGUCACCUUCACCAUGGGAUUCAUUUAAUAAUCGUUAUAAUCAAUCAAAAAAUGUAAUUAGUAAGAGAUCUGCGCCUUCUUUACAUCAUUCACCUCGUAAAACAAAAAGUUCACAAUCAAUUAAAAAUUCUCAUCGGACUUCAUUUCCGACCACAACAACUGCUUAUUAUCAUCCAUAUCAAUCAAAUGAAACAACUACAACAACUACUAAACCAUCAUCAACUGAUCCAGUUGUUUUAAGUACACCAAAGGACAUUAUUAGCAACAAUAAUAAGAACGAUGUUAAAAAUAGUUCUUUCGCUUCUUCCAGAGUAACCUUUUCAAUUACAACAGCUUCCAAAGCAGAGUCUACAAUAACUUCUUCUCGUGACAAUAACGAUAAUAAUAAAAGAACAGGAACUCGUUCACCACCACCGUCAAAAUAUUUUGAAAAAACUCCAAAGAAAAAAGUUGCUAAAUCUACAAAAACCAAUUUGAGUAAAAUGUUAACUGGCGUGGUAAUGUUUAAUCGUGGUGUUAAAGUUGGUGGACAGUCAAAUAAUGAAUUUUGA